This is a messenger RNA of Neodiprion virginianus, 1321 nucleotides long. RefSeq lists its product as uncharacterized. The transcript has 2 exons. Bases 318 to 1271 code for a protein of 317 amino acids. The record is from RefSeq and is a predicted model, not a curated record. Lineage: Eukaryota; Metazoa; Arthropoda; Insecta; Hymenoptera; Diprionidae.
GAAAAGAAAACAGUAAGUAACAUAACUUUACUUUCGACGCCUUAGUUUUCUAUAUUUCUAAAAUCAAGCCAACUAUAUCAAUAGGUGAACUAUUAUGCUAUCUGCAUGAAACACUAUAUAAAUACAUAAGUAUUAUUGUUUUUUACAGUCCUGAUGGUUCAAAGUGGACUCCAAAAACUCAUCAUGUAAUAUGUAAUGCUCAUUUCAUUGGCAAGAAAAAAUCAGAUGAUCCUGCGAGUCCAAGCUACGCGCCAACUAUAUUCCCUCCAGUUUAUCAUGCAAAGCAAGUAAAUGAAAGAGCUGUUUUGAGCAGGUAAAUGUACAAUCGACUCAUGAACCGAAGAAAGACUCUUCACAAGCAUAACAUCGGAGUGAAUUGUGGUACUGGAAAUCAAGUUAAUGACGACCAUAACAAUGUUGUCAAUAAUAGUGGACGUGAACCUAUGGAUAUAAGCAGUGCCGAAGUAAUUUUAAAAAGUGAUCAAGAGUGUCAAGUAGAUUUUGUAAGUUCUGCUGGUAUCGAUUUAAUUUUUUUAGUGAAAAUAAAAACUGGACUGACAUUUUCAGCCAUAGCAAUUUUCUUUGGUUUACAUCGGUCAACUAUCUCCAAGAUAUUCUUUUCAACUUUACAAUAUUUGAGUUCGUCAACUGCAAAUUUAGUGUUUUGGCCAAGUAGAGCUGCCGUACAAAAAACUAUGCCGGAAUGUUUUAAACCUCAGUACUCUAAUACUUGGGUUAUCAUAGACUGCACUGAAUUCAAGAUAGAUGUUCCGUCAAGUGUUGACGACCGUAUUUACUGUUACUCUCAUUAUAAGAAAGGUUUAACAGCAAAAGUACUGAUUGGAAUCACACCAUCUGGGUUCAUCUGUUUCAAAUCGAAAGUUGCUGGCGGUAGAAAAGGUGAUUCCCAAUUAACUAUUGAAUCGAAUUUGGUAGAUUCAUUGGAAGAUGGUGAUGUGGUUUUAGCAGAUAAAGGUUUUCCUGAAAUCAGGUCUAUCAUUGGUGCAAGUGGUAAACGAGUAUUUCUUAUUAUGCCACCAUUUUUGGAAAAAAAAUCAGAAUUUUCGAAAGAAGAAACAGAUCUGACUUACAACAUCGCAAGAGUUCGAAUUCAUGUAGAAAUAAUUAUGCAACGACUUAAAACAUAUCAAAUUUUGUAUAAAAUUCCAGAACAUUUGUUCUUUUGCAUCGAUAAUAUUAUUCAUGUUAUCUGCGUCUUAGUAAAUUUACAGCCACCAAUUUUUUCUAAUAAAACAAAAACUAUCAAGUAGAAUAAUAAAAACCUUUAUUCGUAAAAGGUAGUGGUUUUCAUUGUGUAUUU